AUACCGGCUUACACCGACUCCACUUGCUUUUUCGUCGGGUAGUUUGGUAGCACACGGUAUGCUUCUUUCGACGUUUUCCGAACGGUGUCAUCCGAGUGCACAUCCGAGACACAUCGUGUUUUCCGAAUGGCUGGUGUGUAUUACUGGCACACCGGUGUGUAUUUCCGAACGCAGCCUAUGUAUAGAGUUCAGUGGGAUGCUCUGGCCAGCUCUGGCUACGUUCCGUUUCACGCAUAAUGCGCAUGGCACAUUAUUUUAUCCUUGUAAUUCCCCAAAUGUUAAACAAGGAUAAAAUGAUACAUCAUGUGCAUCAUGCGUGAAACGGAACGUAGCCUUUGAUACGCCGGAAUAUCGCACAUGCGAGAAGUACUUCGUUUCCGGAACCGAGAAAAGUUUCACUCUCUUUUUGUCUUUUGUGUCGACGCCAAGUAAACACGCUUUGCGCAAGAGUCUUGUUUAAGUUCAGUCGGUAAUCCUAAGUUGUUGAAUUUAAGCGUAAUAGUUGGUUUUGUACACGGACAAAUAAAGUGAUUAUAAGUUGUUCGGACAUUCCUCGGAUAUGCUUUUAUUGCUGCUCUUCGCAAUAUUUUCUCACUCGUACCUGCCGUGAUAGAAACUCGUCAUAACAGCAAUCGGAACACGUGACGGAAAAGGAACCAAGGUGCGCGAGAACGGAGCUCUGCCGGUGACCUGCACCGGUGAGCAGUCGUGUCGAAUCGGUUUGAAUUUAGAAAUAUCAGAGAAUAAUGUUGAUAGCUUUAAAAAAUUAAACAACUUUAUUGAUUACAUAAGUGAUGCAGAAGAUCAAAUAACUUUGAGAGAUUAUUAUGAUAAUGUUAACAAUCUUGUUAAGAGUACUAAUUUAGUUAUAAUCUUAGCUUGUAAACGUAGUAAGGUAAAAAUUUUAGAGUACCUAUUUGGCAGUAAUAGUAAAAUACUUAGUAAUUUAUCUGUUGGCAUCAAAGGAACAACCAUGUUACUAGAUGAUGAGGAUGAAACAUGCCAUAAUGCAUUUUAUUAUGCUAUACGUUCAGGCAAUAUUGAGCUUCUUGAUACACUCAUUAAUAAAUGGCCAGGCAAUUAUAUUGCUGUUCAUUUGGAGGAAUUAGAUAAAAUUCUUUCACAAACUUAUGAGGAAUUAAAACUAAAGAACGUACCAUUGUCAGAAGAGAUAGAAAUUUUUGUUGAAAAUAAAUUAAUAAACUUCCGUUUUUUUUCUAAUGCUUCUAAACAAGAUCAAAAUGUGAAGAAUUAUCUUAAUAAUAUCAAAGAACGGAUUGAAUUAGUACUUCAAAAUAUUAGCUUGUUAAAGACAGAGUACUCAAAUACAAAAAAAGUAGAUGAAAAGUUUUUAUUCAUAGCAAAAUUUAUUGCACAAAAUAUUCAUAUAUUAAAACGACAAUUGAAGUCAACCUAUGAUAGAUUAUCUUGGGAAGAAAUGGAAUUUUGUUUGAUCAGUUUUGUUUCUUCUCACAUAAAACGUCAAGAAAUUAAUCUAUUCUAUCAUGCCACAUUGAAUAAAAGUAAAAUACUAAAUCACUUAGAAAAUUUUGCAAAGAGACUUAAAGAGGAAAAAGAUAUUAUAGAAGGUGUGGACAUUGAUAAAUUUGCUAAUCUCCCAAAAUUAAAACGUGAAAAAGUUGUUGCCGAGAUUGUUAGUAAUUAUCCUCAAUUUGGAGAGUUGUAUAGCGAUUAUCAACAAAUUAGGGAUAUCCAUUCUUUAGAAAAAAUAAAUACUUAUAUAAAGCUGGCAUUAUCGGCUGAUCCUAAACAAAGAGAAGGGCAGUUAAUUAUUACAAGGGUUUUACAGUUUAUUGGUGAAUAUUUAAAAAACACUCUAGAGUCUCCUAAGUUAUCUAGCACUACAAGUGAGCUUCUUCUACUAUCAUUACCAAAGAAUACAAGACAAGUCAUUAUAGAUUUACGUAAUUCAUUAUCACAUGCUUACUCGCUCUCUAAAAGAACAGAGAUAGAGGAAAAUACAGAUGUUAACUUUUUUAUUGGUGUUCAAAAUGAUACUAAAAGAAUCAAUGAUGUAAUUACUGAUAUUCUUUACAACAAUAAGAUUAAAAUGACUAGAAUAUUGCUAAAAAAAAUUACUAAUAGUGAAAGCUUAGACGAGAUAAAGGAAGUUAUUGAAAUAUUUAAUUAUGUUAACGUUGAAUUAGAUAAAAUGACUAUGGAGAGUUUUAAAGUAAUGGAACAUGAGAAGCUUGAAAAACUCAUUAAAGAAUUAAACGAUAAUAUAACUGAUAAGAUGAAUUAUGAAAAAGAGCUAUUUAAUAAAAUUAAUAACAUAAUCAAUUCUGUAAAAACUAAAUCAGAAAAUGUCAGAACUGAUUAUAUCAUGGGGUUAAUGUCCUUAAAGAGCUUAGGUAAUAACUACAAUAUCUACCCCAAUAAAAUUGACCACAAUGUUAUUAGAAUAAUAAAAUUCUUUGUUAAUAAAAUACUAGAGAAUAUUGCUUCCAAAAUGGAGCCUCACAAUCUUAAAGAAAUUGCGAAGCUGUCAAUGAAAAUUUUUCAUAGUGCUAGGUCAAAGAAACAGGAUGACAACUUUGAUAAAAUUAGUAGAUUAACUUGUGAGAUUUUUUAUAUUGCUGAAUUUGGAACAGGUGACCUUAAAUGGAUUGAGGAAUUAAGAGAAAAGUUGAAUGAGAAAGGUUCGUUUAUUCCUAUAUUUAAACAAAGGAAGGCUUACAAUAUAACAGAAAAAAUAUAUAAUAAUUGGCUUGCACUAAAGCUAUCUGAACUGGAAAGUAUUUUGAAGAAUAACUCAUUAAGUGGCAAGUUAAUUGAAAAACUGCUUUCCUAUAAGAAAAAUAAAAAGUUGCAAGCAGCAGUAGAAAUGCUUGUUCUGGAUAUAAUGUCAAUUUUAGGUAGAUCAAAGAAGCAUCUAGAAAACAAUCUAUUUUUUUUAGAUGAUAACACUCCUUUAUUAAUUGGAAAAUGUUUGCGCAAUCAUUUAGCACACGAUAAUACCUUAGUUGAUGUAUUGUUAUCUGAUCCUUCAAUAGCAGUUAUCUUGAACGCUAAAAAACUUCUUUCAGAAAAUGUAAUAAAAAGUAAGAAAAAAAUUGGCAAAUUGGUAAGAGAUGAUCCUUCCAAGCUAAAGGAUAAAUACAAGCAAAGCCUUAUCAUUAUUACUAAUCAGGAAAAAAUGUUUGCUGCGUUGGAAGAAGGAAAUCUUGAAGACUUAAAGAGUUAUCUUGGAAAAGGAGCAGAUAUUAAUGCUAUUACAAGUAUUAACUCAUCGACUACAUUACAUUUUGCUGCUCAUGGACCUAGUCUAGAAGUUAUAAAAUUUAUCCUUGAUCAAAAAUUAAGUGUUAAUGUUAAAGAUGUAAAUGGUCAAAGUCCACUUCAUAUUGCUGCUGCAUAUGGAAGAAAAAAUAUCGUCGAAUUUUUUAUAAGAGAAGCAGGUGUAUAUGUUGAUGAUCUAGAUAAUAGUGACAAAACACCACUACAUAUUGCAGCUAAAAAUGGUCACAAAGAUACUGUUGAAAUUCUACUAAAAAGUAAUGCUGAUACUAAUACCAAAGAUAUGGCUGGUUUUUCACCUUUACACUAUGCAAUAAGAAAUAAUCAUAUUGAUGUUGCUAAGAUUAUGCUGGAAAAAGAAGUAAAUGUUGACAUUAACGAGACUAUGGGUGGCUUUACAUCACUACAUAUAGCUGCAGAAAAUGGUUAUCUGGAACUAGUUAAUUUUUUACUGAGAAAUGAGGCAAAUGUUAAUGCAAGAAAUGAUAAGCAGGGAAUACCAUUACAUACAGCAGCACUAAAUGGCCGUCUAGAAGUAGUGAAUGCUUUAAUUCUUAAAGGAGCAGAUGUUAACGCCAGAGUCGUAGAUGGUUGUACACCAUUACACUACGCAAUAGAAACCGGUCAUGAAAAGAUAGCUAAUAUUUUAUUGAAGCAUGGAGCUAAUGUUAAUGUUAGUGACAAAACUUAUAAUAACACACCUUUGCACUACGCAGCAAAAGAUGGACAUGAGAAAAUUGUUAAGGCUUUACUGAAAAAUAAGGCAAAUGCUAAUAUUACUACUAUAGAAGGUAUGAGCCCACUACAUUUUGCAGCACAAAAUGGCCACUUGAAAAUAGUUGCUGCUCUCCUCGAGCAUGGAGUUAACAUUUGCGCUAGAGAUAAAAAUAAUGUUACACCAUUACACUAUGCAGCAGAGAGUGGUCAUAAGGAAAUUGCUGAGCUUUUAAUAAAAAAUGGAGCAGAAAUUAAUGAUAAGGAUAUUAAUAAUCUAACACCAUUACAUAUAGCUGCUCUGAGAGGUCACAAAGAUAUUAUUGAACUCUUAAUAAGAAAUAAAGCUGAAAUUAGAACUCAAGACAUUAAGGGUAAUACACCAUUACAUGCAGCUGCAAUGAAUGAUAACAAAAGUAUUAUUGAUUUUCUAAUAAAAAAUAAAGCUGAAGUUAAUGCUAGAAAUAAUAAUGGCACGACGCCAUUGUAUGUAGCUGUUCUAAAUGGUCAUGAAGACGCUACUGCUUUUCUAAUUGAAAGUAGAGCUGAAGUCAAUAAUAGAGCUAAUUAUGGUGUUACACCUUUACAUGCGGCUAUUGCCGGAGGUCACAAAGAUAUUAUAAAACUUUUAAUAAAAAAUAAAGCUAAAGUUAACACAGAAGGUAUUGCAGAUAGUACACCAUUACAUCUAGCUGUGGAAGAAGGUAAUAAGGAAAUUGUUGAGAUUUUGGUAGCAAAUGGAGCCAAUAUUAAUGUUAAGAGUAACACCCUAACACCAUUGCUUUCUGCUGUUAAGUAUAAUCAUAAGGAGAUCGUUGAAGUUCUUAUAGAAAAUGGAGCUAAUGUUAAUGCAGAAGGUGAUGAACCUUUAUCAUUAGCAGUGCUCGCUGGUUAUAGGGAUAUUGUAGAGAUUUUGCUAAAAAACAAGGCCUGUAUUAAUAUAAAAUAUCCUGACAAUAUUACAUUAUUACAUUUGGCUGCUAAAAGAGGCCACAAGGAAAUAGUAAAUGUUCUGAUAAAAAGAGGAGCCAUUGUUGAUGCUAUAACUAUUAACAAUGCAACACCAUUAUAUAUUGCAGCACAUGAAGGUCAUGAAGAAGUUGCUGAAAUUUUGAUAGCAAACAAGGCUAACGUUAACGUUGUAAAUGUUGAAGGUGCUCCACUACAUACAGCUGCAGGACAGGGCCAUGUUAAUGUUGUUGAAGUCCUAUUAAGUAAUAAAGCAGAAAUUAAUAUUAAGGACAAUAAGAACAGAACACCUUUAGAAUUAGCAGUUGCACAUGGUCACUUGCAAGUGGUGAAAAUGUUACUGCAGUAUAAAAAAGUAGAUAUGGACGCUAAAGGCAACGAUGAUUGGACGAUACUGCACAUUGCUUCACAGACAAGUAACUUAGAAAUGGUAAAAUGUCUAAUAAAUGAAGGAUCUGAUAUUAAUGCUAAAAAUGCUUCUGGUUCAAAGCCUAUACAUAUUGCAGCCAGAGAAGGUUUCAAAGAUACUGUACAAUUUUUCCUUAGUAAGGGGUUAAGUGUUAAUGAGCUUGGUACAGCUAACCAGACAUUACUACACUAUGCUGCAUUAAAAGGUCAGUUAGAAGUUGUAAAAUACUUGAUAGCACAAGAUGCUGACGUUAAUGCUAAAGAUACUAAUGGCUUAACCCCUAUGCAUAUUGCUGCAAAUUUUGGUUAUAAAGACGUUAUUGAAGUUUUAUUAAAAAAUGGCGCAGUUUAUAACGCUGUUGACAAGUUUUAUAGAAAGCCAUUAGAAAUGACUAACAAAGACAACAAAGAUGUUAUCAAUUUAUUAGAAUCAACUGAAAAAUUAUUUAAGUCUGUAAAACGUAAUAGCUCUUUAGAGGUUAAAAAUGACAUUAGAACAGGAGCAUUUGUUAAUGCAAAAAAUGCUGAUAGUGGAACGUCAUUACAUUAUGCUUCUUGGAAAGGCUAUGACGAAGUUGUUAAGAUUCUAUUACAGAAUAAAGCCAAUCCUAAUGCGGUUUGUAAUAAGAGAUUGACUCCUGUACAUUAUGCUGCUAAGUUCUCACAUUUAAAAAUUGUAAAAGCUUUACUGUCCCAUGGUGCUAUAUAUAAUGCUGUUUCUGACAAUGGUAAAACACCAUCAGACUUUACUGUAGAUAGAGAUAUAACUAGUUUAUUUAAGUUAAUUAAUGGGUCAUUUAAAAAAGUUAAAGAAGAUAAUGCUCAAGUUAUUAAUGACCUAAAUAAGAUAAAAGAUAUUGAUACAGUAAAAGCAGUGAUGAGUGCUCGUAAUAGGGAGAACAAAACCUUAAUAGUUGCUGCAGUGCAUAGUAACUUUUCAAAAGUCGAGCAGUUGAAACAGAUAUCGCAAAGUGAUGUAUCCGCUCAGAUUGCUACAGCUUUAGUACUCUUGAAUCAAGGCAAUUAUCAAAAAGCUUUAAGUAUUUUCAGAAGCGUAUUUGAAAGAAGAAAAGAAAUACUAGGACCAGAUAAUCCUGGUACUUUAGAUAUUCAGACAUAUAUAGCUAAAGUGCUAUACAAACAAGGAACUUACCAAGAAGCUUUAAAUAUGCUUAAAGAGAUUUUUAAGAAACAGACAGAAAUACUGGGUUUAAAUAAUAAGGAUACUUUAAGUACAAGAAGUAUAAUCGCUUUAGUAUUGUAUAGACAGGGGAAAGAUGAAAAAGCUUUUAAUAUUUAUCAAGAAGUUUAUCAGAAACAAAAGGAAAUACUAGGGUCAAAUCAUUCAGAUACCUUAGAUACUCAGUUUCACAUGGCAUUAUUAUUAGAUAGACAGGGAAAAUAUGAAGAAGCGUUAAAUAUCAAUAGGGCAGUUUUUGAAAAAAAGAAAGAAACACUAGGCACAUACGAUUUAACUACUGUAAGUGCCCAAAAUAAUAUAGCAAUGGUAUUAGCUAACCAAGGUAAAUAUGAAGAGUCUUUAAAAAUUUAUAAAAAGGUUUUUGAAAAGAAGAAAAUAAUUUUAGGUAUUAAUAAUGCUGAUACCUUGAGAACGUUACAUAACAUUGCUGAGGUACUCUGCAAACAAAAGAAAUAUCAUGAAGGCUUGAAAGUUUUUGAAGAGGUUUUAAAUAUCCAGAAAAAAGCUUUACAACAAAAUCAUCCAGAAACCUUGAAUACUCAAUAUAAUAUAGGAAAUGUACUUUUUGCUCAAGGCAAAUGGAUCAGCGCAUUUAAAGUCUACAAAGAAAGUUUGGAUCAAAGAAAAGCUGUUUUGGGACCAAAACAUCCAAGUGUUGUAGAUAUUUUAACAAAGAUAGAGAUGAUUAAUUUUAAAUUUAAGCUUGAGGGUAGCGAAGCAUCAGAGGUUCUCCAGCAUCUGCAGAAAGAUAUCAACAUUGCUGCUAGUAAAGGUGAUAUACAAACUGUUCAGCAUUUAUUGAAAGAUGGAGCUGAUGUCAAUGAUAAAGAUAUUGAUGGAAGAACACCGUUGCAUUACGCUGUUAGCUAUGGACACAUAGAUAUUGUGAACAUCUUACUAAAAAAUGGAGCUAAUGUUACUCAAGUUACUAACAAAGGUAAUACCCCGUUACAUACUGCUACAUCCAAAUGUUACAAAGAAAUUGUCGAGAUUUUGUUAAAACAUAUUAGUCGUGAUAAAUUAAAUGACUUUGUUAAUGCUAAAACUACUUCUAGUGGUACUACAUCACUUCAUGUUGCAGCUAAAAGUGGCUCCUUGGAAGUUGUAAAAUCUUUAUUAAAACAUGGUGCAACUUAUAAAAUUGAGAACAAAGAAGGCAAAACACCUAUUAAUCUUUCCAAUGAUCAGAAAGUUACUAAAUUCCUGAACUUAGUUGAAGAAUUGUUUGAAGAUGCAAAAAAAGAUUCUGCAGAGAGACAGCUCCGGAGAAAGUACUAAUGGAGGAGACGCAAACAACGCGGCAAUGGCGAGAUACAUACAGAGUAUACCAGUGAUAAUGCUGGAACAAAUUCCCGUAUCGACGAUGACCACGAUUACUGCGGAGUACUUCGCGACCAUGGGCAAGACAGCGGUGAGCGCGAUUACAGCAUGCUCAUGCAGCAUGAUAACAAAGGAGACGGCGGCGGCAGUGCACAAAAUAUUGCAAGCUGAUUAAGAAAAUAUAUACAUGUAAAGUAACGGACGAUUUAGAGUUAAGGAUAAGAUAAAUAUGUCGAUAUCAAUAUUCAAAUAUAGCGUGUAGAGAUUUAUUUUAUUUAGUUCUAAUAAUAGAAUUAAGUUUAAAGAUUUGUUAAAUGUCCGUAUGCUUAGUUUCAGUUGAUUAUAGCGGUAGUAUUAAGUAUCGUGCGUGAACGGAUAAUUGCAUGUGCGAAUUGAGAGAAUGAAUGGGAGUGUUCUACUUGCGUAUAGACCCGAUAUUAGACACCACCAAUCAUAGGCCGAUGCCUAGAGUAUUUCCGUUGAUUGAGUUAGAUUAGGUUAUGUGAUUGGUGGUGUCCGAUCAGAUCUGUGCGCAACUGGGAUUCACGAAUGAAUGUGAGAAAGCGCGAAAGGGCGACUUUCGGAUUGCCGGCAAAAAAUCGUGAUCGCCAAGGUGUAAACGGGCACCAGGAGAACACCUGGAAGGUUUUACAAAGUUUUAGAAAUUUCUUGACCGACAAAAUGGCUGGUCAUUGCAAAUGACUAGAAGGCGUGGCUUUGCAAUUUUAAUCGAAAGAGUGGGGUUUUUCGAUUCGAGGAAGCCGAGAGAGAGCCCUCGACUUGAGAGUUGAUGAUGGAGAGUCUAAGGCCCGGUUUUUCAUUAUCUGGUUAACUUGUAGUUAAACUUGGUGUUUCAACCAAUGAGCUUUACUUAUGGCAUCAUCAUGAGUAAAGCUCAUUAGAUAAAACAUCAGGUUAAGUUUAACCACAAGUUAAACCACAAGUUAACCGGAUAAUGAAAAAUCGGGCCUAAGAGGCAAGUUGUUCUAAUACCGAGGCAUCCGGGACAAUGCGAUAUUGCGCAACUAUACACAAUUGCGAUACGUGACGGAGUAUCAUCUACGGAAAUGAUAACUAUUUUCCUUUUAUUAUUUGUUUUAAAUUUUAUUAACUCAGAAUCAACCGCGCGGCGUGUAUAAUUACGCGAUCAGACGAUGCGGGUAUAAUUUCAAUGUGACGCAUAUUCAAAAAUUCGAAGAUAGUGUACGCGAUGUAGAAACGUUAAUUAAGGACGCUGGAUGCGACGCGACGUAAAGUAUUAGAUUAAAGGUAUGCGUGUGAUAUGCGAGUGUGCGCGGUAGACUUAGAAGCGGAUAAACGAUUGUAGGCAAUACAGAAAAGUUCGAGCGCGGAAUAAAUUUUGUGAUACUAUUUGAAUAAACUUUUAUAUUUCAAACUAA
This is a messenger RNA of Solenopsis invicta (red fire ant), 9273 nucleotides long. RefSeq lists its product as uncharacterized. Bases 974 to 7831 code for a protein of 2285 amino acids. Gene Ontology annotation, molecular function: protein binding. Lineage: Eukaryota; Metazoa; Arthropoda; Insecta; Hymenoptera; Formicidae. The transcript is spliced from 2 exons. The record is from RefSeq and is a predicted model, not a curated record.